CGAACAGCACGCGCGCUCCGUCGGUAUUUUUCGGUGAUGACGUUGCCUCAUGCUCGUCUUUCAGAACGUUUAGACAUCUAUAGAAGUGACAGCAAUGGGGAAACGUAUUGUUUCCAUGGUGCUUUUAUGUGUUUCAGCUUCAUUAUCCUGUGUGUGUAGUUUUUCCUUUGGUUCGGAAAUAAGUUUUGUCACGUGCGGCUCAGUGGUGAAGCUGCUGAACGUUGAACACAACGUCAGGCUCCACUCUCAUGAUGUGCGCUACGGAUCCGGUAGCGGCCAGCAGUCGGUGACUGGAGUGACCACUGUGGAAGACAGCAAUAGUUACUGGAGCGUGCGUGGCACCAUUGGGGCAGGUUGUAAUCGGGGGACUCCAGUCAGAUGUGGCCAGAACAUCAGGCUCACACACGUGAACACAGGCCGAAAUCUGCACAGCCACUACUUUGCAUCUCCACUGUCGUCCAACCAGGAAGUCAGUGCCUUUGGAGAGGAUGGUGAAGGUGACCAUCUGGAUGAGUGGACUGUACUAUGUGGUGGUUCUGUAUGGCAGCGUGAUGAGUCGGUGCGUUUCCAACAUACUGCCACAGAAGCGCUGCUGUCAGUGACGGGUGAGCAGUAUGGCAGGCCUAUCCAUGGGCAGAGAGAAGUGCACGCGAUGACCAGCAACAGCCAGCACAGCUACUGGAAAACCAUGGAGGGUGUAUUUAUUAAACCCAGUGAAACAGGACCCAAAGAUUUCAGCAGUCCGACACACACUGAGUUCUGACUGCUUUCACUCCAGCAAACAGUCUGUCUGAUAGCACACUGCAGAUUUCAUGUUCUCUUCAGGUUCUUUACAAAAAUCCCGUACAGAAGGAUCUUAUAUACACAGAUAAAUGUGACCAAUCACAUUACUUUAACUGUACAGUGAUAUGAUGGGCAGAGAGACUUCAUAGUAAACAUUUUGUUGAUUUAAUUCAACCGUAUUUAAUACUUUUAUAUAAGUUUAUCAACAUCUGUAAUGAAUGUUAACACAGUGUGUAGCACCUUGGAACUGGAUGCACACAUGAACAUAUGUGUUAUGUAUAGAAUUGAGUGCAAAAUUUAGCAUACCCUUGGGAUAAUACAAUAAAGAUGUGUGACUCACAUAUCACUGCCAAAAAAACCCCUAAAAGUAGAAUUUUGGCCAAAUUGAGUAUUUUUCUGUUGAAAGCAUGGUUUAUACUUGAGAUCUGACUUGUAAUGUUUCUUCUGCGCUGCACUGUUCACAUGCAUAGAUGGCUCAUCAGAGUCAAAACAUUCCUGUCCAUCAGGGGCUUCAUUUAAACUGUGCACACACAUUUUACGUUAAGAUUUUAUUGCUGCUAGGUUCCAGUCGCUGUGCUAUGAAGUUUCCUAAUACAGGUUGCCAUGGUAAUAACAUUUACCAGUAUGUAGUGCAGCUAGCAAUCCUGUUGACUUGAUUUAUUUUUCUCUCACAUACUUUGUAUUUAGCAGGCACCCUUAUCCAGAGCGACUUUUAUCUCACUUUAUACAACUGAGUAAUAGAGGGUUAAGGGCCUUGCUCAGGGGCCCAGCAGUUUUUCAUGAACGGUUAAAAUUCAAACAUUAACCAUGAUAGUUAAACUAAUUAGUGUUAGUACAGCCUAGAAUCAUGCAUAUCAUGUGAUAUGAGACACAGUCUUGGUUUGAUUAAUAACAUGGUGUUUUAUGGACUAGUUUUGUUUGUAUAGCACCAUGCCGGACAUGUUGCCUUAAUUUCUGAGGACAUGCAAACACCAAACAUGUCUGUAUAGCAUAGCAAGUAUAAGCCAUUCUUCCAAUGUAUUUUGAUAAUUUGUUAAAGAAACAUCUAGAAAUUAUGUUUAGGGGGUGCAAAACAUUCUACCCAACUGGAUAGAUCAUCCUAUGACAACUUUUAGCAUUUACGAACUUCUAACUGGGUGCUAGAUUUUAUGAGGCACUGCGUUGUCAGCACUAUUAUGAAACCUUUUCCCCUUCGUUCCCUUUUUCCUUUCACACAAGAAACACUACCCAUUAACUGCCUUAUCCUAACAUUACAGUGUUAUUUAACACGAACAUUACAGAAUGUUUUUUGCAAGUAUUUUUAAAACGGUAAUAUUUAUAUUUUUAUUUAUUGGGCUAGCUUUUUGUCCAGUGCACACAAUUCAGUAUUAUAAUGCAAACACUCCACUCCUAACAAGUCAGUUAACCACAUGGAAAUAAAUAAGAAAACAACCAACAACUUGAAAGAUGGAAAAUGAUUCAACAGUGUAUUAUUUAAUAAGGAGUUUUGUUUGUUUUUCUGUUCAUUUUCUAUUUGGAUCAGAAUUGCACAUAUAAAUCUGAAAAAUAAAAACAUCUUCUGAGAUCUAUGUGGGAUGCGGCAGUGCCAGAAAUGUAGUUAGAAUUGCUUUUGAUUCAUUAUACACUUCUUAGUAUUAGGUGAUUUGAGCUUUAAAUUCAGCAGAGUAAAUAUUGCAACAUCGCAAAAAACCUGCUGCAUAAAAUUCCGAAUGCUGACUGGACUGAGAUGCUGAAAAUUAAUGUUAAUUUUCCCCCUCUCUUUUUUUUAAAAAGGAAUUUAUUACUCACAUUGACUGAGAAAAGCCAUAUUUACAGUCUUGGAUAUUAACCUGCUUCCUGUUCUAAGCUGUUACUCCAACAUAAACCCAUGGAAAAAAUGUGUCGUAUGUGGUUUUAAAAUCCACAAAAAAAAAAACAA
Tachysurus vachellii is the source of this 2701-nucleotide messenger RNA. It is a transcript of the gene sdf2, whose product is annotated as stromal cell-derived factor 2. The record is from RefSeq and is a predicted model, not a curated record. The transcript is spliced from 3 exons. NCBI's taxonomy places the organism in Eukaryota, Metazoa, Chordata, Actinopteri, Siluriformes, Bagridae. The coding region runs from base 95 to 763 and encodes 222 amino acids.